AUGAAGUCCGUCUCCUCCAAGUUUUAUCUCAAGACUAUUUACUACCAGCGCUGCUUCAAUAAGAUCACAAGGCUACAAAACGAAGUCGUGAUACCGCUGUGUGGCCUUCAUAGGAGUAUUACGACGAUGUUUCCUCAGAACCUAUCCAGAUCCUGGCAAACAUUCAAGAGAUGGGCUACAGAGAGCAAGUGUCAUAUCGACAAGAGACUAAUUGCAGCAAGGGUCGUUCAGAAGCUGCGCGAAGAUAGGCGUACGGUGACCUAUCUGUUCUACGCAGAACGAACCACCGCGAGUAUUGAUGUACGACAACUCAUCGGCACACUUUGUUGGAACCUUCUCAAUCAGUUUCCAGAAGAUGUCGAGUUGCUAACAGAGAUUUGCAACAAAGAUGGCGAGCCUACUGACACUGAGACCCAGACCUUUUCCAGCACUUGCGGAGAAUUUCUCUAUAGUGAUUCCGAAGAAAAGACCCCUGGGUCUCUUGAUCAACUAGCCGCCAGACUAAAACAACAAUCCAGUCAAAGCUCGCAGCAUGGCACUCCUGCGUCGAUACCACCACCAAAGAAAGCGCAUACGAGACAAGCCAGUACGGUAGGGUAUAACAUGCCUGGUGGAAGCAGUAGCAGUUCCAAUGGUCAGAACAAUCUUGCAAAUAUCGUUGCAAGGUCAACAGGUCUCAAGGCUGUCAGGUCCUUGCCAUCGACUGCCUUGCAACUAUGCAUAGGAACUGGAAAGUAUAAGAUUGAAAUGAAACCACUCACCCGCCCUAAUCCCGUCGGUACCGAUGGUGAAAUUUCCGCAAUGAUACGAGCGCGAUACGAAACAGCCAGCCGCUCGAUACUCCCAAUAUGGGCGCGAUUCAAAAAGCCAGAUAAAGCCAUCUUCGUGAAAUUCUUCUUCGGACCAAAACAGACCGUUUCUCUCGACUAUGAAACCCCUUCAAAACCACCAGCCACAGAAGUCAGGCACAACUACGAAUAUGAUCCUUGCCCGAUUGAGUUACCACCCAUGAACAGUCGAGUCUUCUUCCACCACUUUUACGCCCCCAAAUCACAUCAUCCCGACGUGUUCUGGAGUGAACGGUUGCCAUGGAAAGUCGGACCUGCGCUAGGACCCAAAGAGAUUGGCUGGGGUAUCCAUUUUGAAGAGAACCCCGAUUGGCCGCUGUUCGCUGCGUUGAUGUGUUUGCUCUUGUUGCUAAGUGGUGCUGUUGCGGGAAUUUACGGGUGGAAGAUGAAAGAUGCACAGACAGGAGUCGCGAUUGGAGCGUGGCUGACUAGUGUACAAGUCAUGGGAAUAACAGCCGUGUUCUUUUGGUGGAAUUAA
Messenger RNA from Alternaria burnsii, 1326 nucleotides. RefSeq lists its product as uncharacterized. The record is from RefSeq and is a predicted model, not a curated record. Bases 1 to 1326 code for a protein of 441 amino acids. The transcript is spliced from 4 exons. NCBI's taxonomy places the organism in Eukaryota, Fungi, Ascomycota, Dothideomycetes, Pleosporales, Pleosporaceae.